AAAGGAACAUUCAUCGAACAUUCAUCAAUAUGCACUUGCUUCUAAAUUGUCUUCUUCAUCCAUUUUGGUUACUCGAUUACCAAAUCAUUGCCUGGAAAUUCUUGAAUCCUAUCAAAGUCGUCUUCUUGGAUUUGUAUAAAGUAUAAACCCUAAGUGUCCCUCUCCAUUCUUUCCCACAGAUGACUCAGUUUCUUCCAAGAUACUGUAGCAUGGAGGGUGAAGGUCAGCAAAUUUCAUUACUUGAUGGAGUAGAAGACAGAUUUGGAGGUAUUGUGGUGAACUUGAUGGAAGUGGAAUCCAUGACUGUUGAUGAUUUUGAUGCAAAGCUUGAUGCUUCACUUAAGGCUUGGAAGGAUCAGGGGAAGAAGGGGAUUUGGAUAAAGUUGCCUCGUGAGCUAUCUAGUCUUGUUGACACUGCAAUUAAGAAAGGGUUUACAUACCACCAUGCCGAGAAUGAAUACGUGAUGCUUACAUCUUGGCUUCCCCAGCCACCUAGCACUCUUCCUUGCAAUGCUUCUCAUCGUAUUGGGAUCGGUGCUUUUGUCCUGAACAAGAACGGAGAGAUGCUUGUGGUUCAGGAGAAUAGUGGAUAUUUCAGAGAGAAAAAUGUGUGGAAGGUGCCUACCGGUACUAUUAAAGAGGGUGAGAGUAUCUGGGCUGGAGCAGUUAGGGAAGUGAAAGAAGAAACUGAUAUUGAUGCAGAAUUUGUAGAAGUCCUGGCUUUCAUGGAAAGCCAUCAAGCAGUCUGGCAAAGAAAAUCGGAUAUAUUUUUCGUCUGUGAGUUGGAAGCAAGCACAUUUGAAAUCAAGAAACAAGACUCUGAAAUCUAUGCUGCUAAGUGGAUGCUGGUUGAGGAAUACGUAAACCAACCCUUUCACAACAAGGAGGGGAACGAAAUGUUUAAGUUAAUAGCUAACAUCUGCUUAAAGAAGUCGCGGGACAAGUACACCGGCUUCGUUCUUACUAAGGAUUCACCAAAAAAGAGCCUUUACUGUAGAGUCGAUCACGCCAACCUCCUGAACGAAACAGCUGACCAAGCCUCCACCUCUCUCUCUGACUAGUCAGAAUGUGUUUCUGCUUCUUUGUUUAACGUCGUCUGUUCAAUUAAAAUCACCAGUCUUGUGUGUCAAAAGACUGGAGACUUGCCAUAUGUAAUUCACCAUGUCCUCACGACAAUUUCCUAAU
Molecule: messenger RNA, 1185 nt
Organism: Arabidopsis lyrata subsp. lyrata
Lineage: Eukaryota; Viridiplantae; Streptophyta; Magnoliopsida; Brassicales; Brassicaceae
Product: nudix hydrolase 5
Exons: 9
Coding region: 180-1061 (293 amino acids)
Molecular function (GO): ADP-ribose diphosphatase activity; NADH pyrophosphatase activity; NAD binding
Source: RefSeq, a predicted model, not a curated record